CGUUUGGCACGUUCUUUUGCGAGUUCGGUUGAUUUUUACAAACUUUUUGGGAACCUGUCGCAUUGUGGGCGUACUUCGCGUCCGUUAAACUGAAUUGUUCGUUAAUUGAGAUAACUGUGAUCGGUAAAAAGUGACCGGAAUCAAAGUGCUCGAACGGUGAAAAAUAACAUAAAUCCAUGGUGUCCGCGUUCCUGCACGAAUGUGGGAGGGGUGAGGAAGAGAGAUGUGUCGGUGGAUGAAUUACUACAAUUUGCUUAAUAGCUAAUAGGACUGAAUUCUUCUUUUCUCAUUUCUUAAUUUGAUGCGAUUUCAAUCUCCUCGGGAACAUGGAGCCAUAAACAAGUAUUCUAGAAGCAGGGCACAUGCGAUGGUGCGGAUCACGUAGAAAAUAACCCAGAUGUGACGGCUAAGCGCGAACCCCGGACCUUGCGCACCGAAGUCCGGUGUUGUAGCCACAUCUCGCGAACACCGUGCAUCUAGACUUUAAAUUUCUGGUAUGCUUUUACGAUCCGUUCAUGAUGUCCGCAUACGUGACGAUACUGCCAUAUCUCAUCCUAGGAUUGUUAGGACCUAUUUUAGGACAUGAUGUCAAAGGUUCAUCUGUUUGUGAAUUUUACAAUGAAACAUUAUGUACAGAAUCCCAGCAGGAAUGCUCGGGAAGAGAAGAAUGUGGUCCUCAUGACCCAGGCAAAAGAAACCACUGUUAUGUAUUGUGGCAGAUAGAUAAUGUUACAAAAAAAUCUAUAAUUAAAUUAAAGGGAUGUUUCUUGGAUAGUAAUGAUUGCUAUGAUAGGCCACAUUGCAUUGAAAACAGUGCAGAAAGGAAGAAAGAAUUAUUUUUCUGUUGCUGUGAUGGCAACAUGUGUAACCAGAAUUUUACAUGGGAUCCUCACCCAACAUCUUCUUCUAAACCUAUCCAACCUUCUGUUAUACGUGAGUCGGAACCUGUUCCAAACACAGAACAACAGAUAAUAACACUUGUUUUAUCAAUAUCAAUACCUAUGCUCCUUCUUGCUAUCAUUUUACCAUUUUUAUAUUGGUGCUAUCGACGUAGAAAGUUGGGAUAUUUCAACGAGGUUUGGAAGACAUAUGUACCCACAUUAGAACCUCUUCCAUUGCCACAACCAUCUCCUAAUUUAGGAUUGCGUCCGAUUCAGCUUUUAGAGAUUAAAGCACGCGGACGUUUUGGAGCAGUUUGGAAAGCGCAAUUGAAAAAUGAAAUUGUUGCGGUUAAAGUAUUCCCUACACAAGACAAGCAGUCUUGGCAGACUGAACAAGAAAUUUUCAAACUUGCACAUAUGGAUCACGAGGAUAUAUUACGUUUUAUAGGCGUUGAAAAAAGAGGGGAUAACUUGCAAGCUGAAUUCUGGUUAAUUACCGCAUACCAUGAAAAAGGAUCGCUAUGCGAUUAUUUAAAGGCAAAUGUUGUUACAUGGCCUGAGAUGUGUAGAAUAGCAGAAUCCAUGGCAAGAGGUUUGAUGCACCUACACGAAGAAAUACCAGCCAAUAAAGCAGAUGGAUACAAACCUGCUGUUGCUCAUAGAGAUUUUAAAUCGAAAAAUGUUUUGCUUAAAGCUGACAUGAGUGCCUGCAUAGCAGACUUUGGUCUGGCAUUGAUAUUUCAUCCUGGAAAACCUUGCGGUGAUACACAUGGGCAGGUUGGAACAAGAAGAUACAUGGCACCAGAAGUUUUAGAAGGCGCAAUUAAUUUUACGAGAGACUCGUUUUUACGAAUUGACAUGUACGCUUGCGGACUAGUGCUUUGGGAAUUAGCUUCGCGAUGCACCGUGCAAGAUGGACCAAUUGGGGAAUACAGAUUACCAUUUGAAGAUGAAGUUGGUCUUCACCCAACCUUGGAAGAUAUGCAAGAAAGUGUUGUGCAUAAAAAAGAACGGCCACUCAUUUUAGAAACAUGGCGUAAACAUCCUGGACUUCAAUCAAUUUGUGAUACGAUGGAAGAGUGUUGGGAUCAUGACGCUGAAGCGCGUCUUUCAGCGUCUUGUGUAAUGGAAAGAGUUGCUACAUUGAGUAGGACGCUUGUUUUAAAUUCUUCGACGUUAAUAAGAGUUGAUAAUACCAACGAGACUAUCACCACUAAGGAAUCUAGAAAUAUACAGGGAUGAAUACAAUUACAAUUUUAGA
Molecule: messenger RNA, 2142 nt
Organism: Colletes gigas
Lineage: Eukaryota; Metazoa; Arthropoda; Insecta; Hymenoptera; Colletidae
Gene: put
Product: activin receptor type-2A
Exons: 10
Coding region: 516-2123 (535 amino acids)
Biological process (GO): cellular response to growth factor stimulus; protein phosphorylation; activin receptor signaling pathway
Cellular component (GO): activin receptor complex; plasma membrane
Molecular function (GO): metal ion binding; ATP binding; activin binding
Source: RefSeq, a predicted model, not a curated record